This is a messenger RNA of Cryptococcus wingfieldii CBS 7118, 2253 nucleotides long. RefSeq lists its product as hypothetical. Gene Ontology annotation, biological process: protein phosphorylation. NCBI's taxonomy places the organism in Eukaryota, Fungi, Basidiomycota, Tremellomycetes, Tremellales, Cryptococcaceae. The record is from RefSeq and is a predicted model, not a curated record. The coding region runs from base 1 to 2253 and encodes 750 amino acids. Gene Ontology annotation, molecular function: protein kinase activity; ATP binding. The transcript is spliced from 4 exons.
AUGUCAGGCAUCGACAACGCCCCUCCACCCACACCCGAGUCAGUCACUUUCUACAUCAAGCGUUUUCCCUUGCACGAUCUCAAAUACGAAACGGACAGCAAGAGCACACGAAAGCGCACCCGCGACACCUACCGCAUAUGGCAAAACCUUGAAGAGAAAGGUAUCAGAGUCGUCCAUGACGGAACUCUGAACGGAAGAAUUCGUGAAUCUCUCGACUCUCAGAAAGCGUCGCUGGAGGGGAAUGGAGUCACUCCCUCCAUGGAAUCACUUCUGGAAGCGGGACGGGAUCAAGCUCAAAGACGCACUAUUUGUUCUGAGAAUGACCUAUGUGGUGUCAUGCUCACAAACUUCUUCGAUCGCUCUACCGACGCCAUCAAUGCCGGGCUUCCCGAACACCUCCAUGGCGAGUGGCGGCAGUGCCCAGACAAGAAGGGGAGCGGCCGCACUGAUUUUGUCUUCCGGCUCGGCAACGGUCAUAUCAUUGCUAUCGUCGAGGUCAAGCUGCGCACCGUUCUAACGACAGCUGGCGACGAUGCGCUGUCUCAGACCGAUGACCGUGACCACCCGGUUGAAAUGACACCUCGUUCAAUGACGCAAGGUGAUACAGCUGGGAGGGAAGGGGCUCAAAGCGCCGCAAGGGUGGCUCAAAGCGACGCAAGGGAGGCUCAAAGCGACUCAAGUGAGGCUCAAGGCGACUCAAGUGACAGCGACCCGUCCCAGGCAGAUCAGAAGGACAGUGAUUAUGUGCCCAGCGACGAGGAGGAGCCGGAUGAGCAAAUCCACAUGCAUUUGUCGCUGAGGUUGGAGGAACUGUUGCGCGAGUGCAAGCAGGAUCAGGGCUUGAAGCUCAUUCUGGCUGAAAGGGAAGUGAAAGGUGGUGAAGCCGAGCUCGCCUUGCGCAUUGUCGACCAAGAGGGGGAGAUCGUGAAGAACAUGACGCACUGGGCAAUGGGUUUGUCCCAGCUCUGGGAACAACUUGACCGCUACAAUCUCGAGUUCGUCAUACUCACCUCUUACGACGUUUGGAUUCCUUUCCAGCGCGAUCGCCAAUUCGAGAACCUGCUUCGUAUGGGUGACCCAAUCCAUAGGAAGGCGCCCGGAACUGCGACCGAGUCCGGCAAGAUGUCGCCUAUGGAGCUUGCGGUGGCUUCGGUGAUUGGGAUUAAACCCGCACCCCCACUCGGACGUACAUUCCUACCUCUACCUCGCUGGCCUUUGUCCGAAGCUUUCGCGAACGAUUCAACGCAGAAAAACCAGAACAAGAGGGGGGCAGGGGCAUCGGGAUCGAGGGGCACGAAGCGUGGAUACGACGAAGUUGGCGGCGCUGGCGGCGCUGGAAGUGACAAUGCUAUUGAUGGAGACGGAAACGUCCCGAGGGAUCAACUUGUUACCGUCACUCUGCAGGUUUCUGUGCCCAACCAUCGCUCCCCUGACGCUCUUCACGUCUUUAAGCAACGCAACCUGGAUAAUGGCUACAUGACCGGUCGCCUGUCCCCCUCCGUCAUUGCAUCCUUAACCGACAACGACAGCAUCCACUUGGGACUGCCUACUUCCGAGCUUAAAGCCCACCUCGCCCUCGGCAGCUAUAUCAGCUCUGGGCGCCUGUGGGACGUCUACCACUCCGUCCUCACCGUCGAAGGCCGUGAGAGCAAGCAGCUCGUCGCCAAGGUCAUGGUCCCUGAUACCUAUGAUGAUGGAGAUGAAGAUUACAAGGAGUUUUUUGAAAAUUCCAAAGAGGCAGUGGCUGCAUAUCGUCUGGAGGCGGCGCUGUACCGUGGCCCCCUCGCAAGCCUACAAGGAGGCGCUGUCCCCGCAUCGUAUGGCUCGUUCAGUGGUGCAAUGUCUCUCGCGCUUGUCUCUGGGGGCUACCCAUUGCACAUCGAAUUGAUGGAGGAUGUCGGGGUGCCAGCCGCUGGAGAGGGUAAGCUGCGUGAUCUGCCUUUGCAGGAUAGACAGGCUAUCCGACACCUCUACCGCCAAAUCCAUGCGGUGCGCGUUCUUCACAUCGACAUAGAGCCACGCCACAUUCGCCGACGCGCCGACGGCCGCUUUGCUCUUAUCGACUUUGACGCCUCUUGCUCGGUGGAGGAGGGUCCCGAGGGCGACCGAAGGCUGGCGUCCGAGGGGCGCCGGGUAGCGGCCAUCCUUGGGUUGAAAGAUCGUGUUGUGGGAAAGGCAGAGUCUCGCCAUCUUCAGGGGCCACAGAUGGUAGCCGACCUUGGGGCGGUUGGCCGGGGCAUCCAGAUUGUAUAG